GGGGUACGAAUAGUCUCACCGCUGAGUCUCGGCGUGUCGUAGGAGGCGACAAAACGAGACAAAUUCUGGGAUUUCGAUAGAGAUCCCAGCUACGUUAGACAAAGCUAGCUCAUGGCUCAGUCUAAUGUGUGCUGCAAAUGUUUUAUCGGAUUGCUACUAUCGGCAUACUAAAUGGUUAGGACAGUCUCACCGCGGAGUCUCGGCGUGUAGCAAGAAGCGACAAAACGGGACAAAAUCUGGGAUUUCGAUGAAGAACCCAGAUAAUGUUGUCGUUAUUUGUACGCUUCAUUACGAGAUGAUAUAAUAUUCUGCAAGAUAAUUUAUUCGUGGACAUAACCUCUACAACCUAACCUGCAAUAAUUUGUCACUACGUUAAACAUAUUUCUUUUAAUACAUUCAGUAAUUAAGGAUGUCUCAACAUUAUGGAUUAUUUGUACCACCAAAAAGUAAACCCACUGGAACAGUACUUCAAAAAUCGUCAGUUUUUGGGGACGAUUCUGACUCAAACGAUGAAUGUGAUAAACCAACAGGACUGAAAACAGCUACCAAACGUCAGGAUAGAUUGAUACAAGAGAAAGCAAUAGAAGAGGACCCAACUGUAUACCAGUAUGACGAAAUCUACGAUGAAAUGGACAAGAAAAGAACUGAAUCAAAACUAUCUAGGAAAGAUCUGGACAAGAAACCAAGAUAUAUAAACAAACUACUCCAAAGUGCUGAAAGACGUAAGAGGGAAAAUGAAAGAAGAAUUGAAAGACAAGUACAGAAAGAGAGGGAAGCUGAAGGUGAGAUGUAUAAGGACAAAGAGUCCUUUGUUACUUCCGCUUAUCGAAAAAAGCUAGAGGAACUAAGACAACUGGAGGAACAAGAAAAAAGAGAAGAGUAUUUGGAAGGUAUUGGUGAUGUGACCAAGCAAGGAAAUUUGGAUGGUUUUUACCGGCACUUGUAUGACCAGAAGGUAUUAUUUGAAGAAAACAUAAAGGAAGAACCUAAUACAUCGAUGGACAAUGAGGAAACAAAUGUCAAGACUGAAAAGGGAAGCGACAAUGAAGAUCAAGAAGGUGCUGAAGGAGGAGAAAAGGCAGGUGAAAAGGAUCCCAAAAGCAAUAUAAAGAAAAGGAAAUAUAGAAAACGAGAUAAAUCAGAAUCAGAAGAGGAAAUAAAGGAAGAAGUGCCAGAAAAGAAAAUGCAAACACAUCUUCCCUCCAACCUGGACGCCGAUUCUGACUUCAGCAUAGACUCCAGUGACUCUGAGAACGAAGACAACAACCCAAAGACAGAAGAAGAGCCCAAGCCAAGUGAAAACACUGACAACAACUGUAAUGAUGAAGUUAAUGACAAAAAAGAAGAUGUAAAACAACCUAUUGAGAACGAACGCGAAACGAUAACCAAAGAAGAGGAGAUGAAGGAAAUUGAAGAGCCAAAAGAAAAAAAACCUAAAGUGGACAUUUGGAAGAAAAGAACUGUUGGCAACGUCUUUGAGGAAGCAGUCAAGAGAUAUUUCGAAAGGAAAGCCCAAAGGGAAGCUGGGACCUUCAGCCGUUUUUAACUGUACUCCAAAAACUGCGCAGCCUGGUACCAGACGUCUGGAUGGUGUCCGAGACACAAAAGACAUUGCUCGAAGGCAAAAACGACCCUC
Molecule: messenger RNA, 1636 nt
Organism: Agrilus planipennis (emerald ash borer)
Lineage: Eukaryota; Metazoa; Arthropoda; Insecta; Coleoptera; Buprestidae
Product: nuclear speckle splicing regulatory protein 1
Exons: 7
Coding region: 410-1546 (378 amino acids)
Biological process (GO): regulation of alternative mRNA splicing, via spliceosome
Source: RefSeq, a predicted model, not a curated record